AUGGAAUUUUCUCAACUUAUUCGAUUCGUUAUUUUGGCUGUUUUGGCGUUGACUGCGUUUGCAGGUAAUUGGGUUUUUUCAGAUUCAUUCACAAAGAGACUUUCAGCUGGGUUUUUUUUUGAAUUUUUUAAGGCCGUUAAAAAUUUAUUUCGGUUUCCCUGGAAACUUUUGUUAAAAAUUUUAAAGCUAUGUUUGGAAAUUUUCAAAUUUCCUCCAAGGAUUUGUGUGCUAACACUUUUGCCUACAGUAGGAAUUCAGAUCUAAUUUCUCUGGCCGAAUUUAAAUCUAUGAGUUUGUGAUACUGUAUUCUGUAGGUUGUGCUAAACCUAGUGACGUCAUCAAAUCGAAUUAUGAAAUUCCUUAAAAAUUCGAAAAGUCCUCUGAUAAUUGAGAUGUGAUUCUCUUAAAUUUAGGUCCCGUACUCUGGAAUUUGGGCACCGUAUUUUGUAGGCAAUUCUUGACCUAGUGACGUCACCAAAUCGAAUUCUGAAUCGUUAAAAAUUCUGAAAAUCAUCUGAAAAUUGAGCUCUGAUUUUUUCUAUCUGUAUUUAAUUAAACCCUGGCAUUUCAAUUGCUCAGCUUACUUAAUUAGAAGAAAAUUAGAUUCCACGAAUUUUCAAAAUAGAAUUUCAUUUCAAAUUCACCCGCAAAACGUAAUUCUCUAAAGUUCAUAUGUAUUUCUAUCUAUUUUCAUCAUGAAAACACGAAAUUCUCACAUAAUUAAUUAAUUUCUAAUCUUCUUACGUGUUUUUUCUUCCGCGGUUUUUAAAAUGAAAUAAAAUAAAAACAAGAUUUCCCAAGAAAAAAAAUUAACAGGAAACGAUUUGCGAGGGUUCAAAAGUUUCGAGAAAAAUUUGUACCUGAAGCAUAUAUCCGGUUUUUUCGAGUCACUGAUUUUUGAAACUUUUAAAUUUUCUUCCGCUCUUAAAGGAUACUGUAGUUUGCUCUCCGGUUCUCUAAAAAUAAUGGUGACAUCAUAAAUUUUGAAACUUAUUUAAUCCCAUCGGACCCUUCAAUCAUAAAGAGAAAUUAAGUGAAGUUUUUUUCUUGAAACUUGUUUUUUUGUCUUCAUUUUUAUUAUUUUCUACUCAAAAAUGCAUCUUGUUUUGUUCUUUUUUUUUAUUACUCACUCAACAAAAAGUUGAGCUUCAAUUGAAAUUUAAUAUUACAAAGUUUUAUGAAAUAUGAUAUAUUUAAUGAAAAAGACAAACUGUGAACCUGAAUUUGAACCUGAACAUAAAUAGAAAGAUUGUACUUUGGCCGGAUCUCAAACAUUUCUGAAUUAGACCAUUUUUUUUUUGAAAAUUGUCAAAUUUUUGAAAAAGGUUCGGUUUCAGAAUUGUUAUCAAAAUAUCUGACCACAGAGUAAAUUACUACCAAAAAAGAUUUAGAAAACAUAUGUUUGAUCUACCGGAAAAAGUUUGGAAAUUUCGAGGUCUAGAGGUUUGAUUUAGUAUAUUACAUACUGUGUUGACCAGGCCCAAUUUCUAUUUAAAAGUUAUAUUUCUGGUCAGAUUCAAAAACCCCUCGUACUUUAUAUCCGAGCUCUUUUGAAUGAUGUAAAAUGCACUUGGACCCAUUUGCGCAUCCCAUUUUCUCAUUUAUCCAUUUCAUCGCCAAAUUAAAACCUCAUUUUAUGACCUCAAAACCUCUUUCUUCCCUUCUCUAUCCAAAAAAUCCAAUAUAAAAAACUACAGUAUAACUUUUUCGCGCACUUUUCAGCCACUUUCUUCUAUACGUUUAGUAAAAAUUGCGGGAAUUAUUCAAAAACGUUUGUCAGAAACCAAAACAAAACAUGUUCAAAAAUUCGCGUCCCUAUUGUUCUUUGCCAUUUUUAUUUUCAUUUUCAAUUUCGAAAAAUUCUAGACAAAAAAUGGCACGCACGCACACUUGAAGAAGGCUCCCCCCAAUAAAAUCAUAUUUUUAUGUGGUGUUCCAGGAAAAAGUGAUUACAGUAUCCAAUAAUAUAAAAUCCCAAUGUGUCUCGUUUUUUCAGAAUAUGAAGACUCUUUUGGUCCAUCGGUUGAUGUCGAUUAUUUUGGAAACUGUGAGUGAUUCCUUUUUUUGGAAACAAAAACAUGAAAAAAUAAUCUCACUGGGAUUAUGUCUUUGGCAAAAAUUUUGAGAACAAGAAAUUUGAAAGGAUUCAGAAACCAUAGAAGUGCAGAGGCAAAGUUCAAUAUUUUUCAGACGUGAAAAAGGCUGGACCAUCUGGACCUCUUCGAUUCGGAAAACGACGUGGGCCAUCAGGACCAUUGAGAUUUGGAAAAAGAAGUGGACAACCAGCUUUCGACUCACAUGAUUGGGCUUAUAACAAUUGA
Molecule: messenger RNA, 2321 nt
Organism: Caenorhabditis angaria
Lineage: Eukaryota; Metazoa; Nematoda; Chromadorea; Rhabditida; Rhabditidae
Source: the annotation of a GenBank genome assembly